UUCGCCAUGAAGCUUGAGGUUGAAGUGAUAUCCAAAGAGAUUGUCCAGCCAUCCUCUCCAACGCCGGACCGGCUUCGCCGCUACCAACUCUCUUUCCUUGAUCAACUGACUCCCUCAAUUUAUAACCCUUUGGUCCUGUUCUACCCAGAAAUAUGUGAUUCCCAAGCCAACAAAAUCAAGACUUCCGAUCAGCUUAAACAGUCCAUUUCCAAGGCCCUAACCUAUUUCUACCCGCUAGCCGGACGCAUGAUAGACAACUUGUCUGUUGAUUGCAACGAUGAGGGCAUACCUUUUUUGGCAGCCAGAGUCAAGUGCCAACUUUUAGAUGUCAUAAAAAAUCCUGUCCCCUGUGAACUUAACAAAUUACUUCCACUUGAAGUACAUGAUCCCGAAGAAUUUCUUCUAGGAAUCCAAUUCAACAUCUUUGACUGUGGAGGAAUAGGUGUUGGUGUGUGCAUUUCUCACAAAGUCGGAGAUGCCCUGUCAUUUUUCACGUUUGUGAAUAUGUGGGCUGCCAUUGCUCGUGGGGAGAGCAAAGUGAUGGCCCCAGAAUUUGGUUCAGCCUCGCUUUUCCCACCACGGAGCCUUUCAGGGUAUAGCCCAAGCAUUCCCCCACCGAAAGAAACAAUCAUAACAAAAAGGUUUGUGUUUACUGCCUCUAAAAUAGAGGAAAUCAGAGGAAAAUAUGCCGAUUAUUCCAGCUUAGAAACCCAAACACGCCCAACUCGCAUUGAGGCCUUAUCAGCUUUCAUUUGGAGCCGUUUUGCUGCUGCCACUGACUUAAGAUCAAGGCCUGAUACGCUUUGCGUAAUUUUUCACUUGGUAAACUUACGUACAAGAAUAGACCCGCCUCUGCCAGAGUAUUCUGUUGGCAAUCUUUAUAGCUUUACAACGACAGUUCCAUCCACGGACAGUACUGGAGAAAGCUGUCAUAAUCUCGUUACCCAGAUGAGAGACUCCAUCAAAAAAAUCAACAAAGAAUUCGUGAGGAAGCUCCAAGGUGGAUAUGAUCACUUGGACCAUAUCAAAGAGAUGGCUGAAAGGUAUAGCAAAGAGGAGAUGGUUUCCUUUACUUUCACUAGCUUAUGCAGGUUUCCUCUAUACGAAGCUGAUUUUGGUUGGGGCAAACCCAUUUGGGUAGGUUCCACUGCUCGAGAUUUCAAGAACGUAGUUACUUUCAUGGAUACCGUAUCUGAGAAUGGAAUAGAGGCUUGGGUUAGCCUAAGGGAGGAAGAUAUGUCAAAAUUUGAUUCUGACGAGGAAUUGCUUGCAUAUAUUGCUCCAAAAAACCUGCAAAGAAUAUAACUUCCCCGUGUGUCCGAGCUUAAAAGGCAUGAAGUUCUUUGCGUUUGCUAACACUUUGGUUUCAAUUAACGUUUGCCUGUAAGUUUUUGAUGUCCAAUUUGAUUGUUUUUUUUUUUUGCUCAUUUCUGGGUUUGAAAAAGUUUGAAAGUGGAUGGAGUUUAUUAAUAAGACGCAGAGACUCCAUUGCUGUCUUUCGGUGCUUAAUGUUUUUGUUUCUCAGUUUGAGGUUAAUAUGAAAGAUUUGAUGCAAUGUUAUCGUUUCUGAUAAGAACGAAAUGUUGUGGGUUUAUGAUUUCAAUAAAAAAUGUG
Messenger RNA from Theobroma cacao (cacao), 1614 nucleotides. Its product is annotated as stemmadenine O-acetyltransferase-like. Lineage: Eukaryota; Viridiplantae; Streptophyta; Magnoliopsida; Malvales; Malvaceae. The record is from RefSeq and is a predicted model, not a curated record.